UCCUCAUUCCUCCAAACUCCCAAAAGAAUAACACAUUGAAUUCGAGACCUCUUUCAAGGGAUACUACCUACCCACCAGCAUACCUGCACUUCUAUUCUUUGAAAAAUUCUACACGGUAUUCAAAAUGGCAUCUUCAAUUGUCGACCGCAAAUUGGAUCUUCUCUAUUUGAUCUAUUUCUGCUUACAUAUCCCGGUUUUGUUCUUAAUGGAUCUCCAAUCUCUCUAUCCCGUCUCCCUCACCCCAUCAUUCUUGACCGCCAUCAAAAACUCCCACAUCGCCAAUUACAACGAUUUAUUCUUCGUUUCACCACCCAUCUAUUUUAAUCUAUUUGUUUGGUUGGAAUGUUUGAUUCAUUUGCCUGUUAGUUUCUGGGCUAUUGGAGGAUUGUUGAGAGAUUCUCCCCGCAUCCCUCUAAUCCUUCUUCCAUAUGCCCUCGAAACUUUCCUCACCACCCUCGUCUGCAUGCACGAAUACGUUUAUUGGCCCAUUCCACGCUAUCAAAAGGUUGAUUUGACCAAACUUUAUGGUCCUUAUAUUUUGUUGUCAAUUGUAAUGGCCAUCGAUAUGUUCAUUCGUCUUUGGCGUAUUGUUUCUGCCUUUACCGCCGCAAAGAAAGGAAAGAAGAACAUUUAAACGUCUUUUCAUCUCGGAGUCUUCAACCAUUAAUCUUGCAGCCAACCAACCUUUCAGCAAUUCAAUAAAAGCAACUUCAUUUCCCAUUUCACGAAAAAAGCGCAUGAUACCCCAAAGAAAAAGUUUUGAAAGCAGAUUGAUUAUGAAGAUCUCGAGUCUAGGAUCAACAACCUCAACCAGGUUAAGUUGAAUGAGUUUAAUUCAGAUCAGAUUACAUAGUAUUCUAGAAUUUUGAAUAUAAAAAUAUACACACAUAUACAGACGUGCAU
This is a messenger RNA of Botrytis byssoidea, 903 nucleotides long. RefSeq lists its product as uncharacterized. The coding region runs from base 125 to 634 and encodes 169 amino acids. The transcript is spliced from 4 exons. NCBI's taxonomy places the organism in Eukaryota, Fungi, Ascomycota, Leotiomycetes, Helotiales, Sclerotiniaceae. The record is from RefSeq and is a predicted model, not a curated record. Gene Ontology annotation, cellular component: endoplasmic reticulum.